Molecule: messenger RNA, 1404 nt
Organism: Danio rerio (zebrafish)
Lineage: Eukaryota; Metazoa; Chordata; Actinopteri; Cypriniformes; Danionidae
Source: RefSeq, a predicted model, not a curated record
CGCACAUGACCCUAAACUCAGGUUAUGUGCAAGACUUGUGCAACAUGCUGUUCAAAGGACAGAGAAAUGGGUGGAGAAAGGCUGUGAGCGGUGUCUGUGUUGUAAACAGAGCAGAAGCACGUCUGCAUUUCAGAAGCACAACACAAACACUCUGAAGGGGAAUUAGGAUUAAGAAAAGUCUCCUUCAUCAUGACGGAUCACGAAUUCCCUGACGUGGCUUCAAUGAAGCCAUGCAUUCGUCCGGACAUGUUUGAUUUCGAGGGAGUGUUUUUGACUCGCUUCUUCACUGACAACUGGGAGAACGUGAAAAACUUUCAAGCCAGACCUGACGACAUUCUCAUAGCCACGUAUCCUAAAGCAGGUUAUAGCGCCAUUAAAAACCCCAGAACUACAUGGGUUUCUUAUAUCCUCGACCUUCUGUAUUUCGGUAAUGAUGAGAAUCAGACCUCGCAGCCCAUCGUUCAGAGAGUGCCGUUCCUGGAGUCCUGCUUUCAGGAGUUUUCAACGAUUUCAGGGACAGAAAUGGCGGAUAAUCUACCCACUUCUCCUCGACUCAUUAAAACCCAUUUACCGGUCCAGCUCGUGCCCAAGUCCUUCUGGGAGCAGAACUCAAGGGUUGUGUAUGUGGCACGCAACGCAAAAGACAACGCCGUUUCCUAUUUCCAUUUUGACCGAAUGAACAUGGUGCAGCCCGAGCCAGGAGACUGGGAUAGCUAUUUAGACAAAUUCAUGCAAGGCCAAAAUGUGUUCGGUUCUUGGUUCGACCACGUCAGCGGAUGGUGGCAGAAAAAGCGGAGCUAUCCCAACAUGCUCUACAUGUUCUUUGAGGAUUUGUCUGAAGACACUGGGCGUGAGGUGAACCGCUUGUGCUCUUUCCUGGGUUUGUCCACGUCAGUCCAAGAGAAGGAGAAAAUAACUAAAGGAGUUCAGUUUGAUGCCAUGAAACAAAACACAUUGAUCAACCAUGUCACAAUCCCUUUCCUGGACUGCAAGAUCUCACCCUUCAUGAGGAAAGGUAAAGUUGGAGACUGGAAAAGUCACUUCACCGUGGCCCAGAACGAACGCUUCGAUGAAGUCUAUAAACAGAAGAUGAAGAACAGCGGCGUCACGUUUCGCACUGAGAUUUAAAACCCUACAGAUCUUGCAUUUCACGUUUAAUUGCUGCUCCUCUGAUUUCACAAGUGGAAGUAGUUUGUUUUCCACACUCACACAAAAUUAAAAACGUGAUACUACUGGUGAAUUGUUAGAGCUCAGAUCAAUGUUUUGUGUCUAAUAGUUUAGUUUUGUGGCACACAGCCUUGUAUAGUCAGGAUAAUGCACAUCCUGCUGGUUGUUAUUGCAGAAUGAUCCCUCCAGUCUUACACAACAGCUGCUAAUAAACCUGUCUGUUUUUUUCUGUGAUAA